AUGAAAAUCCUCGAGGCGCAAAAUGCGCUUCUCUCCAAUUACGAGGUCUACCAGCACAUCAUCGACCAGAGGAAGCGAAACAAAGAACAAAAUCGACGCGUGCCUGGAAAUGCGCACCAGAUCAUGACCGAGGUGGUCACCUACUUGAAGGAAAAACCCAGUCCGUUGGAGAAGCAAGAUGAAACCCAAGCCUACAGCCCGACCGCCAUCUCUCAGUUGCUCGAGAAGCUGCGCGAGGCCAAUCUCUCGAGCGAGCUGACCAAGGGCGAAAUUCUUUCGAUUCUCAACCUGCGCCCGUUGUCUAGUGCACUGUUGAGCACAGCCAUUGAGGACAUGGAGGAACGGUUCGGCGACGAGGAGCAGAACAAGAUUGUCGACAUCAUCGGCGAGGUGCUGGGCCGCCCGGAGCCGGCCGAUGGGGACGAGAUGGAUGCCGAGGGAGAAGAAAUGGAUACCGACGCGGUGCCGUCAGUUGAGAACGGGUAUUGA
Parathielavia appendiculata is the source of this 489-nucleotide messenger RNA. RefSeq lists its product as uncharacterized. The transcript is spliced from 2 exons. Lineage: Eukaryota; Fungi; Ascomycota; Sordariomycetes; Sordariales; Chaetomiaceae. Bases 1 to 489 code for a protein of 162 amino acids. Gene Ontology annotation, molecular function: nucleotide binding. Gene Ontology annotation, cellular component: RNA polymerase III complex. Gene Ontology annotation, biological process: transcription initiation at RNA polymerase III promoter. The record is from RefSeq and is a predicted model, not a curated record.